Messenger RNA from Cynoglossus semilaevis (tongue sole), 951 nucleotides. Its product is annotated as catechol O-methyltransferase domain-containing protein 1-like. The coding region runs from base 16 to 885 and encodes 289 amino acids. The record is from RefSeq and is a predicted model, not a curated record. Gene Ontology annotation, molecular function: O-methyltransferase activity; S-adenosylmethionine-dependent methyltransferase activity. NCBI's taxonomy places the organism in Eukaryota, Metazoa, Chordata, Actinopteri, Pleuronectiformes, Cynoglossidae. The transcript is spliced from 8 exons.
UAAGACCCAUUAGAGAUGGCAGUGUCCUGUGAUAACUCUGGUUACAUUACAUUAUCUCUGGUUAAACAAACACGGGAACCGUUGAAAAGACGUCGACAGAUCAGGAUUCGACACAGUUUUUUAGGCCCAGAUCACCAGGACGGGAAGAUGGCGGACAUUAAAAUGAUUUUUAUUGCUGGACUGGCCCUCGUUCUAUCAGGCGUAGCAGAGUCGGCCUUCAUGGGCAAGAGCCACAGCGGUGGAAAGGACGACCCUGUGCUGCAAUAUGUGGUCAACAACUCACUGAGGGAGCACCCGGUCCUCACCAAACUCAAACUGAGAACACUUGAAGACCCCUGGAGUAUUAUGUUAGUGGCCGUUGAACAAGCGCAGUUUAUGGCAAACCUCAUUAAACUCAUCAAUGCGACCAAAGCCUUAGAGAUAGGAAUGUACACAGGUUACAACGCCCUCAGCAUGGCGCUGGCCAUGCCUGAGGAUGGACGCGUGGUCGCCUGUGAAAUCCAGGAAACCUACAUCAACAUCGGAAAACCUUUUUUUAAAGAGGCUGGAGUUGAACACAAGAUUGAUGUUCGAUAUGAAAUAGCGUUAAAAACAUUGGAUGAACUAAUUACAAAUGGUGAGGCUGGAACUUUCGACUUUGUGUUCAUCGAUGCUGACAAAUUCAACUACGACAAUUACUAUGAGAAAUCCCUGCAGCUCAUUCGGAGGGGCGGCAUCAUCGCAAUCGACAACGUGCUGUGGAGCGGAAAGGUGGUGAAUCCUGCUCCCGACGACAUCACCUCCCAGACGCUGGACGCUCUCAACAAGAAACUGCACAAAGAUGAGAGAAUUGACCUGAGCAUGAUCAUCAUAGGAGACGGACUGACCAUUGCCAUCAAACGCUGAAAAUGACUCUCAAAACUCAUCAUCCUCAUUGGUGCAAAGGUUUUGGUAAUAAACAGAUAAUCUUCA